CAUAAACUAGAGCGCAGCCCUCGAGUCGUAUAGAGUAGUAUAGACACAGUUUAAUGAUUUAAUGUUAACUUGAACAUUUGAAAAUAAGAUGACAGCGAAUUCAAAAGGCAGUCGUUUAAACAAGGAUUGAAAAAUAAAAUGGACGGAUUUCCAAUCCUGUGCCUUUUGCUUCCCGUGUUAAUAAAGAACUGUUCUGGGGAUGAUUUAACGUUCAUCUCUGGGUACUUUUCCAAAACGCCACAGAAGCUGUCAAAGUACAGCUGGUACGGGAACGUUCGACUUUACCAUUUCAUAGUGCCUGAAGAUACAGUGCUUGUUCGCUGGCUGUUAACUGUGACUAAAGGAUCAGGGUCAAACUGUGGAGACCACAACAUCACGAUACACUUGCGUUCAGGUGCCCCUCCGGUCAUAAAUCCUAUAGAGACAGAAUUUGCAAAGAACACAACCUUCUUACCUGCACAGAAUAUAAGUCUGUUAAUAAACAGUGGCCAAAAUAUCACCCUUUUCAAUGUCUCCAACCCUGCAUCCGGGGACUGGUUUGUGGCUGCGCAUCUCCCCAAAGAUGAUGGCAGAAUAGAGCAAAAGGGCUUCUCGUCCUCAUGUUCCUACUUCUUCCAGCCGCAGAUGUUUGUCAGGAGAGUUGUGGACAUGCCCAUCCUUGAGUCAAAAUCUCAGCUGCACCAGACUGUGUCUUCCCCUGACAGUCCAGCUGUUCUCAAGCUUUUUGUCCCAGAAUACACCUCAGAUCUUCUGGUCCGUAUCUCGGGCUGCAUCACUGAGGGUGUUGAUCUGGCCGAGUGCCCGCUCUUGUUGACCCUGGGGUCUGCCACUCUCCGGAACUCCUCAGUUAAAACGGUCAACUGCACCGGGAGGGUGUCCUGCACCAUCAUGCUGCACACCCCGCCGUGGGAGACAUGGGUGCGGGUCACUGUGGAGAGUACCUACGUCAACCUGACCACAGCCUUCACCAUCUCGGCCAACCUCACGGUGGGCUGUAAACCUAAAAGCGUAGGCUUGACGGGCGAUUUCUUUGCCCGAGCCAGUGCCAACAGCAGCAGUGCGCUGGGAGCCAACUCCUCAGUGUCUACAGCAGACACUGGUGCCCUGGGGAACAUUUCUGUGAACCUGGACACCCUUGAGAAUGCCUGCGUGCACACCCAGCCGGUGUUUAAAGAAGAGCUGGAUGUGGUUUCUGUGCGAUUCGCAGUGAUCAAUGGGGCCAAUGUCACAGUCUCUUCCAUGGCUCCAACACUGCUCCUUCUCAACCUUAACUCCUUCACUGACAGUGGCGGAACACUCAACCUUGACCUCAAGCUCAAUCAAACAAACCUAACUAAUGGGAAUGCCAGUGUGUUUGCUUGUCUGACAGCCAGGUCCCCAGUGCUGGCACUGAACAGGACACAGACGUGCGCUACAGGGCUGUCUCAGGGCUACGACGUCAGACUAAACAUGACGUUGCCCCAGGCCACUCUGCAUAUCCCCUUCCCCGAGGCUGCCAUGUGGUACCUCACCCUACAGACGCUCUGUCCUGUAAACACCAGUGACUGCAGCAACACGUCUGCCACGGUGAUAACGUCGGUGUACCUGAGCGCCUGCAUCGACGACUGUGGCACGUACGGGGAGUGCAGGCUGCUCCGCUCUUACAGCUAUCUCUACGCCGCCUGUGUCUGCAAAGCCGGCUGGCGGGGCUGGAGUUGCACAGAUAACUUGACGGCGCAGUCGUACGCUCGGCAGAUGGCGGCAGCUCUCCUGCUCACGCUCAGUAACCUGCUCUUCAUCCCUCCCAUCAUCGUGGCCGUAUACCGCUGCUACAUCGUGGAGGCCUCGGUCUACCUCUUCACCAUGUUCUUCUCAACGUUCUACCACGCCUGCGACCAGCCGGGCAUAACGGUGAUGUGCAUCAUGGACUACGAUACCCUCCAGUACUGCGACUUCCUGGGCUCCGUCUCCUCCAUAUGGGUCACCAUUCUCUGCAUGUCCCGGGUCAAGGAAACCUUUAAAUACAUGCUGUUCAUGCUGGGGACUCUGAUCAUUGCCAUGUCGAUGCAGCUGGAUCGCAGAGGCCUGUGGAAUAUGCUGGGUCCCAUUCUGUGUGCUGUGCUGGCGUUGGUAGCAGCCUGGGUAUACAGAGGCGUCAAGCGGAGGCAGUGUUACCCCACCACGUGGAAGCGCUGGGUGUUCUACCUGAUCCCCGGCCUCGCCACCGCCAUCAUCGGCCUGUGUCUGUACGUCUUCACCCAGACCGACGACAACUACUACUACACACACAGCAUCUGGCACAUCAUGGUGGCCAGCAGCGUGGUCUUCCUGCUGCCGCCCCGAGACCGUCACCAGGAGCCCUGGGGCUGGUCUCAGAAGCUCUGCGGCUACCAGAUCUGCAAGAACGAGAAGGAGGAGCUGUAUACUGUCACCUAGAGCCCAGCAGAUGCAGCCUCCCUUUUCCUGAAUCACCAGUGAGGCCCUGUCUUUAUCCUUCCUUCAGGGAGCUUUUUACCACAGGGUUCAUUUUCUGCACUUUUCUUUACAGGAUAUGUUCUGCUCUUUCUAUUUUGUCCCUAUGAUAAUUGAUAAGGGUGAAAUGCCUCAACUGAUCUCUGGAAGGUGCAUGUGAUUUUUUUGAGUCAAUAGCAUAACGCUGUGUUAGAUAAUUAUUUAUGCAAUAAUACACAAGAAGGUGUGACUUAUGAGUGAGAUAUUGUCACGGCACACUAUUUUCGCAGGGACAAAUGUCAGUCAAUCAAAUUGCGAGGUUGGAACGAACUGUUGUAUAAUAACACUUAAAUUAUACUUGUGAAAGAGAACUAAAGAGAGCCAAAAAAGAGAUGUGGUGAGACAAUGUCAAAAUAAUUUGCUGUUUUACUAUGCAAAAUGACAGUACUUUUUACUGGUAAUUUAUUUGCAAUGCACUCUGCCAAAUCACUCCUCUAGCACCUUAAUUGUCUUUGACGAAUUGACACAUUACUUAUUCAGUUGUCUUUCUUCAUAAGGUAUCCCUUUCUUUCUGAAAAGCACUUGACUUGCAAACUGUAUAUUUACACAGAGGCCCACUGUGAUUCACAGAAAAGGAAAGUUGCAUCUCAGAGUCUGAACAAUAGAUGUAUAUAUUUUAGACUUAGAAUGAAUAGCAAUGCAAUGUAUCUAUGAGAUUUAUAAUCAUUUUUAAUGUUUUUCCAUUUUUCUUCGGAAAAGUGAACUGUCAAGACUUGAAUCUUAAGCACUUUUUUAAAUCUGUUUCAUGUGUCACGGAGUAUAAGGGAUACUGUACAUUUUAAUUCACUUUUGAGGUAUAUUUAUGUUGGUGAAAUGUACUAUUAGUAGACAAGCUCUGUACUCUACGGGCUGAUUUCAGACCAUGUUGAGGAUUUUGCUUGUGUUUCUCAGUUGUAGAUUUUGCACUUUCGUUUCACUUCUGAAUAAUGUUUCCUGCUGAAGGCCUUUGCCUACAAGGCUUUAUUCAUCCUGUGUCUUCCUUUCCCACAUUGUCCUGAUACUCUACUGCUGUAGCAAUGCAGACCAAUUUCACGGUCCAGAGUUUUUGUCAGACAAAAAAAAAAAAAAAGUUUUCUUAGAGCCUUUAAACCAUAAUGGGAAAGAAUGUUAUGUCUCUCUAAGUCUAAGUCCAUUUAUUCUCUCGUAAGUGAUCGGUGAUCUCCAAGGACCUCAUUUCAGCACAAGCAAUAAAGAAUGGCUCUUUGUUUUUUCAGGGCUGUCAUGUUUCGCUUGGUUUGAAUAGGAGCUUCUAUUCUUGCAGUAUAAUAUCGCACAAUAUUGGUUUAAAUGAUUGUAUGCGGAUAAGUGUAUUUUAAGCACUUGUAACUUUAAAAUGAAUGAUUGUGCUUUGGUUUGAUUUAAACUUCACUGUUGAAAUGAAAUGGAGAACAUUGUCACUUCAUAUACAUGUUAAGACGUGUAAACAACCCGGCUUACCUGCUGGUCACUUCAUUUAAGGAAAUAAAGGGGCCAAUUCAAUGAAAUGGUGAAAAGGCUUGACCUUGAAUGUGUGACAUGUUUAAGGAAGUAGUAAUUUGUUGUUUUUGCAGAAUCUGUUCAGUUAUGAGAAAAUGUUUCAGUUUCACUUUUGAAACUGAAGGCCAAGCUGAACCUCGUUUAUCCUUAGUAACCUCACAAUAGGUUUUUUACUCACUAUCAUUGAUGUCCUGACAUUAGUGAAGGUGGCUUCAUUAUUUAUUGCGGAGUUUCAUUAUUCCAUUAAAGGGUCUACCUAGCAUUUGUGAUCAGUUUGAUGAAUACUAGUAUAUUUAAAUUGGUGCAAACAUGGUGAAAGGGUGUCUCUAAAUCUGCUUUGCAUAAAGACUACUAAUUCAUUACCUUUCAAUUUUUUGUAUGUCGUUGUUUUGAUCGACCGGUUUCAAAUGCUAAUAAUAAAAAAAUGCACGAAUUGCA
Conger conger (European conger) is the source of this 4404-nucleotide messenger RNA. It is a transcript of the gene pgap6, whose product is annotated as post-glycosylphosphatidylinositol attachment to proteins 6. NCBI's taxonomy places the organism in Eukaryota, Metazoa, Chordata, Actinopteri, Anguilliformes, Congridae. Bases 139 to 2415 code for a protein of 758 amino acids. Gene Ontology annotation, cellular component: plasma membrane. The record is from RefSeq and is a predicted model, not a curated record. The transcript is spliced from 13 exons.